Molecule: messenger RNA, 366 nt
Organism: Trichechus manatus latirostris (Florida manatee)
Lineage: Eukaryota; Metazoa; Chordata; Mammalia; Sirenia; Trichechidae
Product: myosin-7
Exons: 3
Cellular component (GO): bicellular tight junction
Source: RefSeq, a predicted model, not a curated record
ACGGAGGAGGACAGGAAGAACCUGCUGCGGCUGCAAGAUCUAGUGGACAAGCUGCAGCUGAAGGUCAAGGCCUACAAGCGCCAGGCUGAGGAGGCGGAGGAACAGGCCAACACCAACCUUUCCAAGUUCCGCAAGGUGCAGCAUGAGCUGGAUGAGGCAGAGGAGCGGGCAGACAUCGCUGAGUCCCAGGUCAACAAGCUUCGGGCUAAGAGCCGCGACAUUGGCACCAAGGGCUUGAAUGAGGAGUAGCUUUGUCACAUCUUCUCCAUCUGCCCAGCCCUGAGGGUGCCAAUGAAGCCCCCAGUUCCAGAGCCCUGUACAGCAGCUCCUUUGGAGGAAGCAGAAUAAAGCAACUUUCCUUGAAGC